GAAGAAAGGCGAGGUGACAACUGGUGGGGGAAGGGGACAGGAGAGUUUAAACUCCGCCUGCGCGACUGUGCGGUCGUCGCGAAAAACAUCAGUGUUGGCUCAAGUCAAGUCAUGACGAGAGGAGCAAAAAUGGAAUCCACAUGAGAGUCCAAAAUGGUUUCCUCGUCAGGACUGGAAAGUUAAGUCGCUAUCCAGCACUGGCAUGCUUCCUUUGGGGGCAGUCCCAUAUAUCCGCCCCUCGUUCCCCCAAGUCCCGUCGCCACCGCCCUCCGUUUCUGUCCGCUAAAGAGAGAUCCACGCCUUUUCGCUCUCUGCGCGCGAGGUAUGGGAGCGGAAGCGGGGGAGAGUCUUCACAGGAAAGGGCUGUGGACAGAGGAAGAAGACAGGCUCCUGCUCGACCACAUCAGGGUCCACGGACCCGGUCGCUGGAACCGCAUUCCGAAGUUCACCGGCCUCAAGCGACAUGGGAAGAGCUGCAGAUUGAGGUGGCUGAACUACCUGAGCCCUGCCGUGAAGCGCGGCAAAUUCUCCGAGGAGGAGGACGACCUCAUCGUCCGACUCCAUAAACUCCUUGGAAACAGGUGGUCACUGAUAGCGGGAAGGGUCCCCGGUAGGACGGACAACCAAGUGAAGAACCACUGGAACACCCACUUGUUCAAGAAGCUUGGGACCGGAAAUUUCAAACGCCCGAGAAGCGAUCCCAAGCCCGAGUAUCGAGCUCAAGAAGAACAGGAAACCACCGAUCACCAUCACCCCAUCAACGAUUCGAAUGCAGGUAACUGUGAUAGGCUCCCUCCCUGUCGGAGCACAAUGAGUAACACUGGUGCUGACGAUGCCGAAGUCGGAGACGUCUUGAUGAGGGAAAAUUUUCUUACGGGAAGUGAAGGUAGCGAUGGUGAGGAGUGGAUGAGGGAUCACCGCGUUUGGCUUGGAUCUCCCAUGUUAUCUAGCGACAGAUAUUUCGAGCUAAGUAACGUGGGACUGGAGGACCUCGUUAUAGACAGUUACUCUCUCGACCAGAUGUGGCGGCACCUCUAGUUUCGUUUCGGCUUAGUUAUCAUUUGGUUUCUGUACCGGUUCGCCAUCGAUUCUAAGGUCUUACAUCUUCCUAAGACCAAUCCGUCGAUAAGGUCGUCGAGUGUAACUUAGAAGUCCGGUCAAUGAUUAGCGGACCAUUCGACAAAGUUCCAAGUUGUCGUGACAAAUUUUAGUACGAAGUGGUCG
Messenger RNA from Eucalyptus grandis, 1224 nucleotides. RefSeq names its product transcription factor WER. The coding region runs from base 325 to 1038 and encodes 237 amino acids. NCBI's taxonomy places the organism in Eukaryota, Viridiplantae, Streptophyta, Magnoliopsida, Myrtales, Myrtaceae. The record is from RefSeq and is a predicted model, not a curated record. The transcript is spliced from 3 exons.